This is a messenger RNA of Vitis riparia (riverbank grape), 1711 nucleotides long. RefSeq names its product maspardin. The record is from RefSeq and is a predicted model, not a curated record. Bases 315 to 1538 code for a protein of 407 amino acids. Lineage: Eukaryota; Viridiplantae; Streptophyta; Magnoliopsida; Vitales; Vitaceae. The transcript has 8 exons.
GACAGUAGGGACUAGGGCUUAUGCCCAAGAAGGCUAACGCAAUUCCGUCCGACAGGGGUUCAUCAAAACCGCAAUGGCAAUAGAGAACAUAACGCUGACAUGUAGUUGAAGACAGCUCCGUCAUUGACCGUGACCCUAGCCAGCUCAAUCCACGUGGUCCCUCGUCUUCUCAUCAAAACCCCCAUAAACGAAUUGCUGAAUUUGAAGAUCACAGCGACAACCAGGUCGAUCAAUCGAUAGUAUAGGGAGAUAUCAAAGUGAUAGAUCAAAUCGGAAAUGGGUCUGUGAUAUGGGAGAGUGCUACUAAUAGUCAAAUGAAAGGCGUCUUUUCGGCGCCAGGAGAUUACAUCCACUUCAAGUCUCAGGUCCCUCUCCACAAGAUCCCCAUUGGCACAAAGCAGUGGCGGUAUUAUGAUUUUGGUCCAAAAGUGGUCCCUCCACUUAUUUGUCUUCCUGGGACGGCAGGAACUGCAGAUGUCUAUUACAAACAGAUAAUGGCAUUGUCCAUAAAGGGUUACCGGGUGAUCUCUGUUGAUAUUCCUCGCGUAUGGAACCAUCAUGAGUGGAUUCAAGCAUUUGAAAAGUUUUUGGAUGCUAUUGAUGUGCACCAUAUACAUCUUUAUGGCACAUCCCUUGGAGGCUUCCUGGCACAACUUUUUGCUCAGCAUCGUCCAAGACGGGUUAGGUCGUUGAUUCUCUCAAAUUCAUUUUUGGAGACACGCAGUUUCUCUUCUGCAAUGCCAUGGGCCCCCAUUGUCAGUUGGACCCCUUCUUUUUUGCUGAAGAGAUAUGUCUUAACGGGAAUUCCAGAUGGCCCCCAUGAACCAUUUAUUGCAGAUUCAGUAGACUUUGUUGUUUCCCAGGUUGAAACACUCUCAAGAGAGGACUUGGCCUCCAGGUUGACCUUGACUGUUGAUGCUGCUUCCAUUGGACCUCUUCUUCUCUCAGAUUCAUUCAUCACUCUAAUGGAUACGAAUGACUACUGUUCAAUUCCUCAACAACUCAAAGAUCAGCUGAGUGAAAGGUACCCUGGAGCAAGGCGAGCAUACUUAAAAACUGGAGGUGAUUUCCCAUUUCUUUCACGUUCAGAUGAAGUAAACCUACAUCUUCAGUUACACCUGAGACGAGUUGGGGUGGAAGCCCGUCCAGAUUUGGUCAAGGGCAUCUCAAAGGAUGGUAGUGGUGGGAGUUCUAGUGAAAAGAAUGAUGAAAGAGAAGAUUCAGAUGUUCCUCCUAAGGACAAUGGGGGAAGUCCUGAAAGCCCUUCCACUGAAACCCAAUUGCCAGAGGCUCCAGAAAGUUCGGGUUCUCAUAGCUUAGAUGACCAGCUCCUCAGCAAUGCAAAGGUUUGCUUCACCAGUCCUGAACAUGUGAGGCUUCUCAUAUCUCAUGCAUUUUUUGAGAAACAGCAAGACAUUGUAUCAACAAGGUUUGUCCAACCGGCUUGGGAGAUUUUUAUUCUUUGUCUGCUUCCUCUCUAUGUGGAAACAAUGUACAUUACUUGGAUUUUUUGUUGGAAAAGUAGAUGUCUUGUGUAAUGUGGAAGAUUUGCACAUCAUUGUUUGUAUAUUCUUAUACAAGCAAUUGCUGCAAACCUGGCGUGUCCAGAUAAUGCUGUUGUUUUGCGUAAGAUACAGGGUCUCUCUUUGCCUGUGUUGCACAUUUGACAUCCAAGUCGAUUUGUUUAAUUGAAAAUGGAUUCUGUUCACCA